Molecule: messenger RNA, 958 nt
Organism: Aricia agestis (brown argus)
Lineage: Eukaryota; Metazoa; Arthropoda; Insecta; Lepidoptera; Lycaenidae
Gene: Surf6
Product: surfeit locus protein 6 homolog
Exons: 4
Coding region: 76-936 (286 amino acids)
Biological process (GO): ribosomal small subunit biogenesis; ribosomal large subunit biogenesis
Cellular component (GO): nucleolus
Molecular function (GO): DNA binding; RNA binding
Source: RefSeq, a predicted model, not a curated record
CAAAAUACCGUACAUAACCUAAAAAUUUAUUAUUUCCAUUCAUUAAUAUCGUUUCUUUUAUAGUAAACGGAUAAAAUGGGAGUACCAAAGAAACCUGUGAAAAUAAAACACGUAAAAAACGAAAUUAUUAAAGAAAUGAACUUUUUAAAGAACAUCUUCUCUGUGGCUUUUAUACCCCUGCACAAAAAAGAUGAUUCUGAACUAAUGGAUUUUGAAAUGGAAAAGUCAGCGACCAAUAAAGAACCUGAGAAGUACACGAGAGCAAAUACAAUAGCCGAACUAGAAGCAAAGUUGCAAAAAGUGAAAUCACAACACAAGUUUCAAAUAAAGGGAAAACUAGCUAAGAAAAGUUUAAAUAGUAAACUCAGCAAGAAGUUAAAGAAAACUGAAAGAAACAAAAUGAACAAGAAGCCCAAACCUAUUGUGGAUUCUGAAACGGACUUAAAAGAAACAAAGGAAGAAAAACCUAAAGUAAAUCAACAACCAAAGCCAGUUUUUAACACAGAUGGCAAAUUAGUGUUCUCAAAAUUCGAUUUCGCUAAACUUGGAGGAAAAGAAAAGACACCAAAAUCUCAAAAAGACCCGAGAAAACUACUAGAUCAGUUGAAGAAUCAAGAGCAAAAAAUACAACAAUUAUCUGAAACUGAUGGAGAAAAAGCUAAAGAAAUAAAAGAGAAACUUGCUUGGAAAACUAUUCUUCAGAAAGCUGAAGGAGAGAAAGUUAAAGAUGAUCCAACUCUUCUCAAAAAAUCAAUAAAGAAAAUGGAGCAAAAGAAGAAAGUUAGUAAAAAGAAAUGGGAAAAUAGAAUUGAGGGUGUGGAGAAGAAGAAACAAGACAGACAGACAAAGAGAAAAGACAAUAUUUCCAAGAAGAAGAAAGAAAAGAAAGCGAAGGUUGUCAAAGCUGCACAAAAGAGGGGCAGAGUUGUUAUAUGACAUAAUAAUAUUUAAUAAUUUU